This is a messenger RNA of Clupea harengus (Atlantic herring), 7336 nucleotides long. RefSeq names its product clathrin, heavy chain a (Hc) (gene cltca). Gene Ontology annotation, cellular component: clathrin coat of trans-Golgi network vesicle; spindle; clathrin complex. Gene Ontology annotation, biological process: clathrin coat assembly; intracellular protein transport; mitotic cell cycle. The coding region runs from base 364 to 5409 and encodes 1681 amino acids. The record is from RefSeq and is a predicted model, not a curated record. The transcript has 33 exons. Lineage: Eukaryota; Metazoa; Chordata; Actinopteri; Clupeiformes; Clupeidae. Gene Ontology annotation, molecular function: clathrin light chain binding; structural molecule activity.
CAUAAUUUCGAUCUAAGCUCUUUUUUUCCAUCUAAUUGUGGAUAUUCUUCCGCCCCACUGAAACAUAGUGCCAUUUCCGGAAUAUUUCUCGCCCUGAACAGUUUCCGCCGCCAUUGCAGGUUUCUUGAGUUCAAUUCAGCGGCCGCUGUUUGUCAUUCUGGGGAAGAAGCACUUAGUUCACAUCCAACGGGCCUACGGAAUAGCGCGAUAACUGUCAUCACAUUUACCCAAGAGUAGCCUCUGUCAAAUUAUUUGGUCUCUCAACAAGCCGUCUCAAGGCUGCCCGGCUUGGAUCUGAGUGAGAAAGCAGUAGUUUGUUAGCUAGUUUUAGGCGAAUUAGGAGGAGAGAGAAGAGGAACCGUCAUGGCUCAGAUCCUGCCUAUCCGAUUCCAGGAGCACCUGCAGCUCCAAAAUUUGGGGAUAAAUCCGGCCAACAUUGGCUUCAGCACGCUGACGAUGGAGUCGGACAAGUUCAUCUGCAUCCGUGAGAAGGUGGGCGAGCAGGCCCAGGUGGUCAUCAUCGACAUGGCCGACUCUGCCAACCCCAUCCGCAGGCCCAUCUCCGCUGACAGCGCCAUCAUGAACCCCGCCAGCAAAGUCAUCGCCCUGAAAGACGCCGCCAAAACCCUUCAGAUCUUUAACAUCGAGAUGAAGAGCAAGAUGAAGGCCCACACCAUGACCGACGACGUCACUUUCUGGAAGUGGAUCUCCCUCAACACCGUAGCCCUGGUGACCGACAACGCCGUCUACCACUGGAGCAUGGAGGGCGACUCGCAGCCAGUCAAAGUGUUCGACCGGCACUCCAGUCUGGCCGGCUGCCAGAUUAUCAACUACCGCACUGACGCCAAGCAGAAAUGGCUGCUCCUCAUCGGCAUUUCAGCCCAGCAAAACCGUGUGGUGGGGGCCAUGCAGCUCUACUCCGUGGACAGAAAGGUGUCCCAGCCCAUCGAGGGCCACGCCGCCAGCUUCGCUCAGUUCAAGAUGGAGGGCAACGCAGAGGAGUCCACGCUCUUCUGCUUCGCCGUGAGGGGCCAGGCAGGAGGAAAGCUGCACAUCAUCGAGGUGGGCACCCCACCAACGGGAAAUCAGCCGUUUCCCAAAAAGGCAGUGGACGUGUUCUUCCCUCCCGAGGCCCAGAAUGACUUCCCAGUGGCCAUGCAGAUCAGCUCCAAACAGGAUGUCGUGUUCCUCAUCACCAAGUACGGCUACAUCCACCUGUACGACCUGGAGACCGGCACCUGCAUCUACAUGAACCGCAUCAGCGGGGAGACCAUCUUUGUGACUGCCCCACACGAAGCCACCGCCGGCAUCAUCGGUGUCAACAGGAAAGGACAGGUGCUGUCUGUGUGUGUGGAGGAAGAGAACAUCAUUCCCUACAUCACCAAUGUGCUUCAGAAUCCAGACCUGGCCCUGCGCAUGGCCGUCCGCAACAACCUGGCCGGUGCCGAGGAGCUGUUUGCCCGCAAGUUCAACAACCUGUUUGCGGCAGGAAACUACUCCGAAGCUGCCAAGGUGGCAGCUAACGCUCCCAAGGGGAUCCUGCGCACUCCAGACACCAUCCGGCGCUUCCAGAGUGUUCCGGCGCAGCCGGGCCAGACCUCGCCGCUGCUCCAGUACUUCGGGAUCCUGCUGGACCAGGGCCAGCUCAACAAGUUUGAGUCUCUGGAGCUGUGCAGGCCCGUCCUGCAGCAGGGACGCAAGCAGCUGCUGGAGAAAUGGCUGAAGGAGGAUAAGCUGGAGUGCUCCGAGGAGCUGGGAGACCUGGUCAAGUCUGUGGACCCCACCCUUGCCCUCAGCGUCUACCUGAGGGCCAACGUCCCCAACAAGGUCAUCCAGUGCUUCGCCGAGACCGGCCAGUUUCCCAAAAUCGUCCUCUACGCCAAGAAGGUUGGCUACACUCCAGACUGGAUCUUCCUGCUGAGGAACGUGAUGCGCAUUAGCCCAGACCAGGGUCUGCAGUUCGCCCAGAUGCUGGUGCAGGACGAGGAGCCGCUGGCCGACAUCACACAGAUUGUAGAUGUGUUCAUGGAGUAUAACCUGGUUCAGCAGUGCACUUCAUUCCUACUUGACGCACUUAAGAACAACAGGCCCACCGAGGGUCCCCUGCAGACCCGCCUGCUCGAGAUGAAUCUGAUGCAUGCACCACAGGUCGCUGACGCCAUCCUGGGCAAUCAGAUGUUCACCAAUUACGACAGGGCGCACGUGGCCCAGCUCUGCGAGAAGGCAGGCCUCCUCCAGAGGGCCCUAGAGCACUACACAGACCUGUACGACAUCAAGCGGGCCGUGGUCCACACACACCUGCUCAACCCAGAGUGGCUGGUGAACUACUUCGGCUCCCUGUCGGUGGAGGACUCUCUGGAGUGCUUGAGGGCCAUGCUGUCGGCAAACAUUCGCCAGAACCUGCAGAUCUGCGUGCAGGUGGCCUCCAAGUACCACGAGCAGCUCUCCACCCAGAGCCUCACGGAGCUCUUCGAGUCCUUCAAGAGCUUUGAGGGUCUCUUCUAUUUCCUGGGGUCCAUUGUGAACUUCAGUCAGGACCCUGAAGUGCACUUCAAAUACAUCCAGGCCGCAUGCAAGACCGGCCAGAUCAAAGAGGUGGAGCGCAUCUGCAGGGAGAGCAACUGCUACGACCCUGAGCGCGUCAAGAACUUCCUCAAGGAAGCCAAGCUGACAGACCAGCUGCCGCUCAUCAUUGUGUGCGACCGCUUCGACUUUGUGCACGACCUGGUCCUCUACUUGUAUCGCAACAACCUGCAGAAGUACAUUGAGAUCUACGUACAGAAGGUGAACCCGAGCCGUCUGCCAGUGGUGAUCGGUGGCCUUCUGGACGUGGACUGCUCUGAGGACGUCAUCAAGAACCUGAUUCUGGUGGUCCGGGGCCAGUUCUCGACUGACGAGCUGGUGGCAGAAGUGGAGAAGAGGAACAGGCUGAAGCUCCUCUUGCCCUGGCUGGAGGCUCGUAUCCAUGAGGGCUGCGAGGAGCCGGCGACACACAACGCCCUCGCCAAGAUCUACAUCGACAGCAACAACAACCCCGAGCGCUUCCUGCGGGAGAACCCCUACUACGACAGCCGCGUGGUGGGCAAGUACUGCGAGAAGAGGGACCCCCACCUGGCCUGUGUCGCGUACGAGAGGGGACAGUGCGACCAGGAGCUCAUCAACGUCUGCAAUGAGAACUCUCUCUUCAAGAGUCUGUCCCGCUACCUGGUCCGCAGGAAGGACCCGGAGCUGUGGGCCAGCGUUCUGCUGGAGACCAACCCAUUCAGGAGGCCCCUCAUUGACCAGGUGGUGCAGACUGCUCUGUCUGAGACUCAGGACCCCGAGGAGGUGUCCGUCACAGUCAAGGCCUUCAUGACCGCUGACCUGCCUAACGAACUCAUUGAACUCCUGGAGAAGAUUGUGCUGGACAACUCUGUCUUCAGUGAACACAGGAACCUCCAGAACCUGCUGAUACUGACGGCUAUCAAAGCAGACCGCACUCGUGUCAUGGAGUACAUCAACCGCCUGGACAACUACGACGCCCCUGACAUUGCCAACAUCGCCAUCAGCAACGAGCUCUUUGAGGAAGCCUUCGCCAUUUUCAAGAAGUUUGAUGUCAACACAUCUGCCGUGCAGGUCCUGAUUGAGCAUAUCGGUAACCUGGACCGGGCGUACGAGUUUGCCGAGCGCUGCAACGAGCCGGCCGUGUGGAGCCAGCUGGCCAAAGCCCAGCUGCAGAAGGGCCUGGUGAAGGAGGCCAUCGACUCCUACAUCAAGGCAGACGACCCCUCCGCCUACAUGGAGGUGGUGCAGGCCGCAGAUAAGAGCGGUAACUGGGAGGACCUGGUGAAGUUCUUGCAGAUGGCCCGUAAGAAGGCCCGCGAGUCCUACGUGGAGACGGAGCUCAUCUUUGCCCUGGCCAAGACCAACCGGCUGGCUGAGCUGGAAGAGUUCAUCAACGGACCAAACAAUGCCCACAUCCAGCAGGUCGGCGACCGUUGUUAUGACGAGAAAAUGUACGACGCUGCCAAGCUUCUGUACAACAACGUGUCCAACUUUGGGCGUCUGGCCUCCACCCUGGUGCACCUCGGGGAGUACCAGGCGGCUGUGGACGGAGCCCGCAAGGCCAACAGCACACGCACAUGGAAGGAGGUGUGCUUUGCCUGUGUGGAUGGGAAGGAGUUCCGGUUGGCCCAGAUGUGUGGUCUCCACAUUGUGGUCCAUGCUGAUGAGUUGGAGGAGCUGAUCAACUAUUAUCAGGACCGCGGUUACUUUGAGGAGUUGAUCACCAUGUUGGAGUCGGCGCUGGGCCUGGAGCGUGCACACAUGGGCAUGUUUACAGAGCUGGCCAUCCUCUACUCCAAAUUCAAGCCGCAGAAGAUGAGGGAGCACCUGGAGCUCUUCUGGUCCAGAGUCAACAUUCCAAAGGUUUUGAGGGCUGCAGAGCAGGCCCACCUUUGGGCAGAGUUGGUCUUCCUGUACGACAAGUACGAGGAGUACGACAAUGCCAUCCUCACCAUGAUGAGCCACCCCACAGACGCCUGGAAGGAGGGCCAGUUCAAAGACAUCAUUACCAAGGUGGCCAAUGUUGAGCUUUACUACAAAGCUGUCCAGUUCUACUUGGAAUUCAAGCCGUUGUUACUGAAUGACCUGCUCAUCGUGCUGUCCCCGAGACUGGACCACUCCCGAGCGGUCAACUUCUUCACCAAGGUGAAGCAGCUGCCUCUGGUUAAGCCAUACCUGAGGUCAGUACAGAACCACAAUAACAAAUCUGUCAACGAAGCAGUCAACAACCUCUUUAUCACUGAGGAAGACUACCAGGCCCUGAGGACGUCCAUAGACGCCUAUGACAACUUUGACAACAUCACCCUGGCCCAGCGGUUGGAGAAGCACGAGCUCAUCGAGUUCAGGAGAAUCGCUGCCUACCUCUUCAAGGGCAACAACCGCUGGAAACAGAGUGUGGAGCUCUGCAAGAAAGACAAACUGUACAAGGAUGCGAUGCAGUACGCGUCCGAGUCCAAGGACACAGAGCUGGCCGAGGAGCUGCUGCAGUGGUUCCUGGAGGAGGAGAAGAAGGAGUGCUUUGCCUCCUGCCUCUUCACCUGCUACGACCUGCUGCGGCCCGACGUGGUGCUGGAGACGGCCUGGAGGCACAACAUCAUGGACUUCUCCAUGCCCUACUUCAUCCAGGUCAUGAGGGAGUACCUCUCCAAGGUGGACAAGCUGGAGACCUCUGAAUCGCUCAGGAAAGAGGAGGAGCAGGCCACUGAAACACAACCAAUUGUUUAUGGCACACCUCAGCUGAUGCUGACCGCAGGACCCACCAGCGUGCCCGUCCCCCCUCAGCAGGCGUACGGCUACGGCUACACGGGAGCACCGGCCGGCUACGCCCAGCCCCCUGCGGCCGCUGGCUUCGGCUAUGGCAUGUAAGGACUGGACGUCCGGACCCGCUCCGCUCCGCCCCUCCAUCCCUCCCUCCUGCGCUCGCUGGCGUCCCCAGCUCGGAGCAGUCCAUCCACCUCUCCUCCUCCAGUUCUCCAAACUGCCCUCUGUCAUCUUUUUUUCAUUCAAGACGACAAGCAAGCAAAUGUUUUCCCUUCCCCUUUCUUUCUCCUUUUUUUUAUAUGAAAGAUUUUUUGGCUCUUGUUAUUUUUCCUUUUACACUUUUAUGAAGGACUUCACUUUAUUUCUGUUUAGGAAGAGAGAAAAUUUGGAUCACGGGGAUUAUUUUUUCACAUUCCAUCAAUCUAAUUAGUUUUAAUUUUGUUUGUCUAUUUUAUUUUUAAAAGGGGAAUCAUUUAUGUCAAAGUGGAGGACUUGUGGUGGGGAAAUGAAGCCCUCCUUAAUAAGGUCUUUUGUGAAGCAUCAGAAUUGCACUUGGCAUUGAGAAGAAACUAAUGUAGAAUCUGUUCAUUCUAGUGUGUGUGUGUGUGUGUGUGUGUGUGUGUGUGAGAGCAGCUUGUUCUAUCUGUCUUUAAAAUGCAUUCAAAUAUUGUAUAUUCAGAGAAAAAAUGGGAAAAAUACAUUGUUCCAAAAUACAGUAUUUGAACACAAGACUGCCACUUCCAUGACAACACUACAAAAUAUUACUGUACAACAUGGGGGUUGUGUAGUUUUUCGGAUGAGACCUAUUGAGUUGGCCUACAGACGUAUUGAAUUCUGGCAAGUUCUACCCUUCCCUGGCCUAUGCAGGUUAAAUAGUGUGCAAGUCAUGAGUGUAUUUUUGUUUAUUCUGUGUGCUACAGAUGACUUUCCCUUGUGCAGUAAGUAACCAGUGCUCUUGUGUGGGACCAUUCCAUUUGAAGAGGGAUAAUACACACACAAAAAAAGAAAAAAAAGGAGAAAAAAGAAUGCUAUUCUUCAGAUCUGUGUGUUUGACUAACCUCCCCCUAUCCUUGUGCUACAGUCUGUGUAUGCUGGAUAUCGUGGUGUUCUAGGUCAUUGUUCAUGACUGUACAGAAAGAAUAUAAAACCUACUAACCUUGAUGUCCUGCUAUUUUUUUUCGACUUUUCAAUUUAUCCUGAUCUUACCAUUUGGUAUAAAUUACUUUAUUUAAAAGAAGGCACCUAACUCCUGUACAGUUACCCUUUUAAUGCAUAGAUUUACAGUGCACAUCAUGGUGGGUUAGCAAAUGAUCUUGAUAACUACCAAUGGCUUUAGCACUCUCCCCACAAAAAGACUUCUAGUUUGAUAAGCGCUUUGUUUUCAAACCUGUUUAUGUGCUUAUACCAUAUACAUGCUGCUCCCCUGAGAAACCACUGUCAUCUUAUCUUUCUGAUCAUACCUAAUUAGUAAGCACCCCCCCCCCCCCCCGGACUGUUGUCCUGGAUAUGAUCUAGACUCGACCAAAUGACGUAUACAUAUGGAGUAAUCCAGAUGGGUUCUAAUGCGUAGAUUACUGUUGUGUGGAAAAUACAGUAUAACCGUUGUCUGUGUUGUGUUUGGAUGUAAAGUUGGCCGUUGCCAUGACACUAUGAGCACAAAUGAAGAGCAGACUCACGCAGGGAAUGUUUGAAUAACCCUCUACUGUAUGGUUCAGUCAAGGGGAACCUUGCUGUUAUUGUUAUUCUAUUUGACUGUCAGAUAAUGCCUAUGUAUGUGUGGGAGGACGUUGAUUAUUUUUCUUUUUCCUAAAUAAAAAAAAAUAAAAAAUCCAGCUCUGAUUAAAGGAUGAGAUAUAAUGUAGAAUAUAUAAUGAUAGAAUUGUGAUUUAAAAAUAGAUGCCUGAUUAACCCAGUAGUCCCCUCUGUAUAUACACUUACAAAUGCAAAAAAAAGAAAGAAAAAUCCUCAUACAUUCAAUGAUUGAACAGGUGAAACUAAUUGCUUCUUAAAAUAAAUGGUCAAACAAUGGAAA